Molecule: messenger RNA, 885 nt
Organism: Fusarium pseudograminearum CS3096
Lineage: Eukaryota; Fungi; Ascomycota; Sordariomycetes; Hypocreales; Nectriaceae
Exons: 2
Coding region: 1-885 (294 amino acids)
Source: RefSeq, a predicted model, not a curated record
AUGCGCUUCUACACAGCGUCUCUCUUCCUUCCCCUCCUCCCCGGUGUCACAGCUUGGGCCUUUCCCUCCCACAGCCUCAACCGUCGUGAAGCCUUCGAGCUAACUGAGCGCGAGGACUCUGGCGGCGAUAAAGGGUGGAUUGUUCCUGCCAACGUCACCGUCGAGGACUGGGACACCGCUGAGCCCGGAGAUGGCUGGAUUCCUGUCGAUGAGUAUAUGAGGAGAAUGGGCAUCGCCCCCCUCGAGGACGCUCCAUAUCUUGAAGAACCAGACAUUGAGACUCUUCCAUUACCACAAGCUAAAAGAGGACCGCUCGAAGAACGGGCCGCUCGCACUAGAGUCAACAUCGGCAGGAAGCUGACUGAUUAUGGCUGUGCUGCAUCGAUCCGCAAGCCAAUUGAGGAAUCUCUCAACAUGCUCUGCCGUGACGGCUUUUGCGACCAGAGCAUUUCCUAUGUCCGCACCAUAGAUUGGCUUGACAACGGCUUCGGCUCCGGCAUGUCUCGACGAAAGCUAAUCGUGGAUAUCAAGGGCAAUUACAGAGGAUCUCGAACCAAGGGGAAUGUUAUCGAGGCCGCUAAGCGCAUCGUUAAUCCCGAUAGUGUCAGCCAUGCCAAGCGGUCCCUGAAAAUCGAUAGCACAACAUGCCUCAGAUACGGCAUUUGCAAGAUUGUCACCUGCGACAUGUCCAAGUUUGCCAACUUUAUUUCCAUCACCAAGUUUGAAGAUCCCGCUACAUACAUUUCGAUCGAUAUGCAUAUCAGGAUGAACGAGUCGAACAAUCACUGUAUCGCUCGUGGAGCCCUUUCGGCCAUUGGUGGCGCUAUCUCUGGGAUUGCGGGAGGUUUCUUUGGCAUUGCCGACGCACUUACUCCUGGAUGCUAG